AUUGUUGGCACAGCUGUUGCAUUCUCCGCAUUUUGAGUGUGCUUGGCAACACAACAACAACAAGAAGUGAAAACCGAGAAGCUGGUCGGCAGCAGCAAAGCGCAAAGUGCAAAACGUCGUUGCGCUCCAAGGACACACCCUUGUCGACCCUCUUCUUCCUCUUCUCCUUCUUCUUCUUCUUCUUCCUGGAGCGCACAGCAGCCGCACCUUGUGGAGAUGAGCUACCCAGGUUAUCCUCCUCAGUCGGGUGGCUACCCACCGCAAGCGGGCGGAUACCCACCCCAAGGGGGAGGCUACCCCCAGGCCGGCGGCUACCCACCACAGGCGGGAGGGGGUUAUCCGCCCCAGGCCGGCGGCUACCCGCCCCAGGCCGGCGGUUACCCUCCUGCGGGUGGUGGCUACCCACCGUCAGCGGGGGGUUACCCGCCGCAGGGUGGCGGCUACCCUGCCCCGGCCGGAGGAUACCAACAGCCUCAGGCCGGAGGAUACCAACAGCCUCAGGCCGGAGGAUACCAACAGCCUCAGGCCGGCGGAUACCAACAGCCUCAGGCCGGCGGAUACCAACAGCCUCAGGCAGGAGGCUUUCCGUCCAUGCCUCCAGGAGGUGGCGGCUGGGGAGCGGCACCAGGAGGCUACGGCGCGCCAGGGGGGGCUCCACAGGGAUACCCUGGGGGGGCAGCACCGGGCCAGCAACCCAUGCCCAGCUACCCCAGCGGAGGCGGAUAUGGAAGCGGCGGUCCAGCCAAUCCUCAGGCACCCGCCAUACCGACGGGCUACAGGGGCUCUAUUAAGGACUUCCCUGGAGCCGAUCCACUGAGGGAUGUGGAAGUUCUUCGGAAGGCCAUGAAGGGUUUCGGCACGGACGAAAAUGCAAUCAUUGAACUUCUGGGAAGCCGAACCAACAAGCAGAGAGUUCCCAUGGUGGCAGCCUACAAAACAACUUAUGGAAAGGAUUUGUUCCACGAUCUCAAGUCUGAGCUGACUGGAAACUUUGAGCAUCUUGUUGUUUCCAUGAUGAAGAGACCGUCACAUUUCGACGCGUCCGAACUCAGAGAGGCAAUAAAGGGCGCCGGGACAGAUGAGGCUUGUCUGAUCGAGAUCCUCUCGUCUCGCUCCAACUCUGAGAUUCGGGAAAUAGUGGGGGUUUACAAAGCAGAGUACGGGAAAAGUCUGGAGGACGCCAUCAACAGUGACACCUCCGGUCACUUCCGAAGACUCCUGGUUUCUCUCUGCCAGGGCAACCGUGACGAAAGGGACAACGUCGACAUAUCGCUUGCCAAACAGGACGCUCAGAAACUCUACGCCGCCGGGGAGAAUAAAGUGGGCACAGACGAAUCCCAGUUCAACGCCAUCCUGUGCGCCCGCAGCAAGCCUCAUCUGCAGGCUGUCUUCCAGGAGUACCAGCAGAUGUGCGGUCGAGACGUCGAGAAGAGCAUCUGCAGAGAAAUGUCGGGCAACGUGGAGUCUGGCAUGGUGGCGGUGGUGAAAUGCAUCAAGAAUACCCCCGCCUACUUUGCCGAGCGACUGCACAAGGCCAUGCAGGGUGCCGGGACCAAGGACAGGACCCUGGUCCGGAUCAUGGUGUCCCGCUCCGAGAUCGACAUGCUGGACAUCAGGCAGGCGUACGUGAGGACCUACGGGAAGUCGCUGUACACGCACAUCUCCGGCGACACCUCCGGCGACUACAAGAAGCUGUUGUUGAAGCUUUGCGGCGGUAACGACUAAAACGGACGUCGUAUCACGAGGACGGGACACAAUUGGCACUCGAUACGACCUUGCAGCAAGUUGGUCCAUAUCCACGUCGUCUCUUAUUUAGACGCGUUGUCAUUAUUUUUGCGUCUUUGUUGUAGCCAUUGCUUGCCAAAUAGCCUAGAUUCUACAUUUUAACGUUACCAAAUCGAAGAAGUGCGUGCCUGGUAAUUUCACAUUGAAUGAAAUCACCAUGCAGAAGAAUGUCUAACACUGUGUGUCCAUAUAUUAAUCGAUAUGCUAUUAAGUGGUUCAUUGCAAUUACAAAAUUCUGUGAAAGUGAAGCGCUGUAAAUACUUCAGAGCAUCCGGAAAGUAUUUACAGCGCUUUUUCCACAUUUUAUGUUACUUAUUCUAAAAUGGAAUCACAAUUCUACACACAGCACCAUCAUGUAAACCUGAAACAGUAUUUUUUUUUUUAAACAUUUUUUUGCGAAUGUAUGCGGAAAAAGAAUGACAUAUAUGUACAGUGGUACCUUGACUCAAAACAUUUGUAUCGCCAAUACAUUUCCUUUUAUGAUUUACGUGCGAAAUAUCUGCAAUGUUAAUGCCUGUGUACUAACCUGAAGUAUACCCGUGCCUGCUAGCCUAUGCAACGUAACCACCGCUUCAUACGCUUCGCUUAGGUUACUCAAAAAUGUCUUUUUUUUUCCUUGUCAUUGCGAGCGAGUUCAUCCAGUGGUCUUCUGCGUCGGUGCCACUAGAUGGCCCUGUCAACACAUUUUGCAACUGAAUUCCUUUUUCCACUUGACAAUCUUGUCAUUUUAAAGCUUGACAUGUUCAAAACAUACAAACUAAUACCACAGUUGUAAUUUCAAUUAAAGGAAAAAAAAAACACACGUUACAUCA
Messenger RNA from Phycodurus eques (leafy seadragon), 2597 nucleotides. RefSeq names its product annexin A4-like. The transcript is spliced from 15 exons. The coding region runs from base 217 to 1725 and encodes 502 amino acids. Gene Ontology annotation, cellular component: cytoplasm. The record is from RefSeq and is a predicted model, not a curated record. Gene Ontology annotation, biological process: phagocytosis; cytokinetic process. NCBI's taxonomy places the organism in Eukaryota, Metazoa, Chordata, Actinopteri, Syngnathiformes, Syngnathidae. Gene Ontology annotation, molecular function: calcium ion binding; calcium-dependent phospholipid binding.